GCAAACGCUGACAGUACUGUCCUAAAAUCCUAAACCCCCAGAAGCUAGGGUUUUCUGCUUACCGAGUUCGUCUAUUCUCGCAUUCCAUCCCCUCCCCCUCCUCAUCCUCUCCUCCGUCCUCUCUCCAUCUCUUCACCUCCCCUAUAAUCCUAUUCACCGUGUCGCCACCACACGCCCCACCCUCUCUCUCUCUCUCUCUCUCGUGUUCGCCCCCCGCUGGGCCGGAAAGGAGGCGCGACCCCGUGGAACAAGUACUCCUCUCUCUUCUUCCGUAAUCAUAUCAACAAGGCAAAUAGUUGUCAUGGCUGUUGGCGCUGCAUCUGAUUCAGAAUCACCAGCUAUCAGAGCCCUGGGACCUCUCUUCAAGCUCACUGAAGUCCAUAUCUGGGAUGAUAAUAAAUUUAACAAUUCCGAGGUAUCUAGACACGAUGAUGCAUUGGUAGAAGAACCUGCUGGUUCUUGUACCACUAGUAAUGCCCACUCAAGCAUCAUAAAAAUGACAGAUGAUUAUUGUUCAGUGGAAGAUUUAGAAUUAUCUCUUCAGAUGGAAGCUCUGGGGCUUCCUGUUUCCUUUAGCACAACUAAGGAGAUGAGGAAUGUGAGUUCAAGUAGGAAAGGAAAGGGAAUGCGGGUGAAAUCUAGGUUUACGGAUAAACAAAUAAAGAACAGACUUCCUGAAGUUACCAAAGUUGGUGAAUGGGACUACGUGUCGUCAAGAGUUAUCCAUGAUGGUUCAAGCAUACCUGUUUUUUGCACUACCACAGAAGGCCAAUGCGAAGCCUCUAAUAAUGAUGUUGCAGACGAGCAUAACAGAACGAAUGGCUGCUCUGAAGGAGAAGAUAUAAGUGUAGCUUCUGCAGUCCUUAAUGGAAUUGAUGAAAAUGGAGUUUGUGGUGAAAUGACUAAUCAUGUGGACAGAGAGACUAGACCCAGUGAUAGUGAUUCAGAGAAGACUGCUGAAAGUCUGGAGCAUCCAAAAUGUUUAUAUGUGGAAAAAUUUCCUGCAAAUGUUUUGGAGGUUGCUAACUCUGGACAUUAUCAGGAGGGAGAAUUGUCUAACAAACAGGAUGAGGAAAAAUACUCUGAAAUUUCAUCUGGAUCAUGCAAUAUUUUUAGUGCAGAUUGUGAUGCUGUCGACAUCAAAACUUUUCAACCCUGUGUGAGCUCAGCAGAGACAUCUCUAUCCUGUGCUUUGACUGAUCAAAGUGAUCAUGGGCUUCAAGACUAUUCUGAUACUAGAUUAUGUUAUGAAUAUGGUAAUUGGAGGGUGAUUUGGGAUUCCUUCUACAUGAGGAAUUACUUCUACAAUGUCCGAACACAGGAGUCCUCGUGGUAUCCUCCCGAUGGAUUGGAGCAACUUGCAUUUCCUUGCACCACAUCUAAUCUAAAUGAAAUGUUUGCUGAUGCAGCUGAAGAGUUUGCCAGUGUUAGGACUCUUUGUGAUGCCCCUCAAGAUCAGGUUUCCAGUGGAUUACAAGGCACAACCAAUUCACUACAAGGAAAUGAUGGGGAAUUUAUUGAUCAGUCAUCACUAGAAAUCUCUAUGAAUGGUUAUCAUGCUACUGGCUUUACUUGGUCUGGAGCUGAUCGACAGGGUGCAAAUUGUGGAUAUGAAAGUCUAGAAACACAUGCCUAUGACAGGAGGGAUCCUGACAGUCUAGGUCUGCUCAAUUCAUCAGAUGUGAAAGAUCAUGCAACAGAUAAAUGGGAUGCCAGAAAACACUGGGACAAACCAGACAAGAAUGCCACUUGCCAUGAAGGUUAUAAUGUGCCCAUGUCAUUCAGUGUUCCAAUAAACAAUAGUUUAAGCACUAUACAUAAUAAUAAAGUUGAUAUGGAUGAAAAUGGAGAAAGUCAGACCUCAGAGCUGGAUGGUCGUCAUGAGAUUACAACUACUGGGAAGAAAAAGAGAGCAAGAAGACUCCGGUCACAUAGGAGAGCAUUAUCUGAGUUCGCAUUGCAAGCGGUAAAGGAAGGCCUCCUUAAAUACUGGUUGCAGAGGUACUUACUUUUUUCCCGAUUUGAUGAUGGUAUAAAGAUGGAUGAAGAAGGAUGGUUUUCUGUCACACCAGAGCUUAUUGCAAGACAUCAUGCAUCUCGUUGUGGUAAUGGCAUUGUCAUCGAUUGUUUCACUGGGGUUGGUGGAAAUGCUAUCCAGUUUGCAAUGAAGAGCAGCCAUGUUAUUGCUGUUGACAUUAAUCCAAAAAAAAUUGAAUAUGCACAACAUAAUGCAUCAAUUUAUGGAGUUAAUGAUCGGAUAGAUUUUGUUGUUGGUGAUUUUUUCCAGAUGGCCUGCCGAUUGAAGGGAGACACUGUGUUUUUGUCACCUCCUUGGGGAGGACCGGACUAUGCUAAAGUUGUAACCUAUGAUAUCAGAUCCAUGCUUAAGCCUCAUGAUGGCUACCAUCUCUUCAAAAUUGCCAAGACCGUUGCUUCCAAAGUAGUGUUGUUCCUACCUCGGAAUGUUGACAUAAACCAACUGGCAGAGUUGUCUUUAUCAUUAAAUCCUCCAUGGGAACUUGAGGUUGAGAAGAACUUUUUAAAUGGAAAGUUCAAGGCAAUUACUGCUUAUUUCAAUUGCAGAGCAACUUGAGAGGAGACAUUUGGCAAUCACUUCGAUUACUAAUAGUUCUGUUUAUCUAUGGAGGAGCAUGUGUGAGAGGCAACAUUGAAAUGGCUGGUACAGUAUGGUGAUUUGUAUGAUGUAAAUAAAUUCUUGUAUAUAUGUUGAUUUGGUCAUUUACAUAGCCAAACAUGCAUCAAUAGCGUUCAAGAAUUGUAUAUUAGGAAACCAUGUAAUGUUAUCAAAGUAACUUAUGUAUUUAAGCUAUGUGGUUUUUAUUUUUUUUUGUGGUGAUCGCAUCUAUCAAGAAUGGUUGAAAGUGUAUGUUUUUAGAGAGGAUGAAAUUUUUAUUUAUAAAAAAAUAAUUUUACA
Molecule: messenger RNA, 2935 nt
Organism: Elaeis guineensis (African oil palm)
Lineage: Eukaryota; Viridiplantae; Streptophyta; Magnoliopsida; Arecales; Arecaceae
Biological process (GO): 7-methylguanosine cap hypermethylation
Cellular component (GO): nucleus
Molecular function (GO): protein binding; RNA cap trimethylguanosine synthase activity
Source: RefSeq, a predicted model, not a curated record